Molecule: messenger RNA, 3902 nt
Organism: Monomorium pharaonis (pharaoh ant)
Lineage: Eukaryota; Metazoa; Arthropoda; Insecta; Hymenoptera; Formicidae
Gene: AlaRS
Product: alanine--tRNA ligase, cytoplasmic
Exons: 15
Coding region: 168-3725 (1185 amino acids)
Biological process (GO): alanyl-tRNA aminoacylation; tRNA modification
Cellular component (GO): cytoplasm; mitochondrion
Molecular function (GO): aminoacyl-tRNA deacylase activity; alanine-tRNA ligase activity; amino acid binding
Source: RefSeq, a predicted model, not a curated record
CUUUCUUUCUCUCCUUUCCCUUUCGUCGUGGCGAAGUCGCAACAGCUACGUAGCCGCGUGGAGGUGAAAUCAGUAUCGGUAGUAUCGGUACUGUCAGUGUCGCUUCAAACUUCCGUGUGUCGUGUCUCACCUUACGAAGUUGCGGCGCACCUUGAGGUAACAGCAAGAUGAACGGGAAUCAGAUACGGCAAGCGUUUAUACAAUUCUUCAAAGACAAGGGUCACGAGUACGUGCACUCGAGCUCGACAAUACCCCACGAUGAUCCGACCUUGCUCUUCACGAAUGCCGGAAUGAAUCAGUUCAAGCCGAUAUUCUUAGGAACGGUCGAUCCCAACAGUGACAUGGCAAAAUGGGUGCGCGCUGUCAACAGCCAGAAGUGCAUCCGUGCUGGAGGCAAGCAUAACGAUCUGGACGACGUUGGGAAAGAUGUCUAUCAUCACACGUUUUUUGAGAUGCUGGGAAAUUGGUCCUUCGGCGAUUAUUUCAAGAAAGAGAUAUGCAAAUGGGCUUGGGAGUUUUUGACAGAAAUCUUGAAACUACCAGCUGAUAGAUUAUACGUGACAUACUUUGGUGGUGAUAAAAAGAGUGGAUUGGCAUCUGAUGACGAGUGCAAGAAUUUAUGGCUUUCUCUUGGAAUACCUGCCUCGCAUGUUUUACCGGGCAACAUGAAGGACAACUUUUGGGAAAUGGGUGAGACUGGGCCCUGUGGACCUUGCAGUGAGCUACAUUACGAUCGUAUUGGUGGCAGAGAGGCGGCUCAUCUUGUAAAUAUGGAUGAUCCUGAUGUUUUAGAGAUCUGGAAUCUGGUGUUUAUUCAAUAUAAUAGAGAAUCAGACGGCAGUCUUAAAUCGUUACCGAAAAAGCAUAUAGACUGCGGCUUGGGUUUAGAACGAUUGGUAUCGGUGAUUCAAAAUAAACGCGCUAAUUAUGAUACCGAUCUGUUUACGCCUUUGUUCACCGCGAUCGAAAAAGGUACGGGCGCCCCGCCCUAUCAAGGUAGAGUCGGAGCCGACGAUGUUGACGGUGUUGAUAUGGCGUAUAGAGUUCUGGCCGAUCAUGCUCGAACUAUUACAAUUGCUCUGGCAGAUGGAGGAAUGCCUGAUAAUACUGGUAGAGGAUACGUACUAAGGAGAAUUUUACGGCGCGCCGUGCGCUACGCAACUGAGAAAUUAAAUGCUAAGCCAGGAUUUUUUGGAACCCUCAUUAACGUUGUGGUUUCUCUUCUCGGUGAUGUUUUUCCAGAACUAAAAAAAGAUCCGCAAAGUAUUAUUGACACAGUCAAUGAGGAAGAAGCGCAAUUUUUGAAAACUUUAUCGAGGGGUCGCAAUUUGUUGAAUAGAACGAUAGCAAAACUAGAAUCAACUGACGUUGUGCCAGGUGAUGUCGCGUGGCGCUUAUACGACACUUAUGGUUUCCCAAUAGAUCUGACUCAGUUGAUGACUGAGGAGAAAGGAUUGAAAAUUGAUAUGAUUGGUUACGAGGAAUCUAAGAAACAAGCACAGUUAAUCUCUCAAAAUAAAGCUGGUGGUGUAGACGAUCAAAUUAAUUUGGAUAUCCAUGCCAUCACCGAACUGCAAAAUCAAGGUGUUGAACCUACGGAUGAUUCUCCCAAAUAUAAUUAUAAAGUAAUCAGUACUAAAUUAUACUAUGAAUAUGAUUUCGAACCAUGUAUUGGGACUGUAAUCGCAUUAAGACGUGCCAAGACUUUCGUCGACGAAGUAUUCUCUGGUGAAGAAGUUGGAAUUCUAUUGGAUACAACAAACUUUUACGCGGAGCAAGGAGGACAGAUAUAUGAUGAGGGAUUUUUAGUGAAAGUCGAUGAUGAGGCUACGGAAAUUCGCGUGAAAAACGUGCAAGUCAGAGCCGGUUACAUACUGCAUAUUGGUACUGUGGGUGAGGGCACAUUGAGAAAAGGUGAUAAAGUUCAUACAAAUGUGGAUACAAAACGUAGACGCUUCGUAAUGGCUAAUCACAGUGCCACGCACGCCCUGAAUUACGCCCUCAGGAAAGUCCUGGGAACGGAAGCCGAUCAGAAGGGAUCAUUAGUUGCACCUGAUAGGCUCCGCUUUGACUUUACAAACAAGGGAUCAAUGACAACAAAACAAUUGCAAGACACAGAAGUAACCACCCAAAAAAUGAUCGAGGAAAGCAAGCCAAUUUACGCCAAAGAAAGCAAUCUGGUUGUAGCGAAAACUAUUCGAGGUUUACGCGCGAUGUUUGAGGAGACGUAUCCUGAUCCAGUGCGCGUUGUCAGUAUGGGUAUACCGGUUGAAAAGUUAGAAGAGGAUCCCCUAAGUUCAGCUGCUCUUGAGACCAGUGUAGAAUUCUGUGGGGGAACGCACUUGCAUAACACUGGCCACAUAGGUGAUUUUGUGAUAGCCAGCGAAGAUGCCAUCGCUAAAGGUAUCAGACGCAUAGUAGCGCUUACUGGACCAGAAGCGACAAAAGCUAUAAGAACGGCGACGCGCUUACAAGACCGGCUAGUAGAGCUUGAAAAAACGGUCAAGUCGGAAAUUAAUCCCAAGGAAUAUGUGAAGAAGAUAGUAGAAUUAACAGAGGAAAUAUCUCAUGCCCUCAUUCCCGCAUGGCAAAAGACUAACAUGCGCAACACGUUGAAAGAUGUCAAAAAAACUCUCGACGAUAAGGAACGGAAAGCGAUGGCGGGCCUUGCAAACAAGGUUAUACAAACUGCUCAAAUUCUAAUAGAAUCCAAAUGUGGACAAGAAGUAUUCGUUGAAGUGCUGGAUGCCAAGAGUAAUACGAAAGCUCUGGAUAUGGCGUUGAAGAAAGUCAGAGCUAUAUCGCCGGAAACUAGUGCCUUACUUAUAAGCGUCGAUCGCGAUGUCGGCAAGAUAUUCGUUCUUAGUUCCGUUCCCGAAUCCGCCAUACACAAAGGGCUGAAGGCUAACGAGUGGAUCCAAGCAAUCGUACCUUUGAUGGAUGGCAAAGGAGGCGGGAAACCCGAAGCUGCGCAGGCUUCUGGUACAAAUAUACAAUGCCUCGACGAAAUAGUAAGCAAAGCCAAGGAGUUUGCCUACAAAAAGUUUGGAACAACAGAACCCCUUUAUAAUUGCGAAAUUGGUACUAACAAAAUUAAUAUUAAACAUAUAAAAUCUAACAUGAAAGUGACUCAACCAUGUUUCACGCUUAUUGGGAAUUCUGGGAGCCCUAAAUGCUACUUGGCACAAAUAGUUGCGCAAUAUAGCGACAAAUUUAUCAACUUUGUGCAAAUUGAUGAGAAUGUCGAGUAUCCUGGUUACGUAGUGUUAUUAACGCCAGAUUGUAAGAUACGUGACAGCAAUGCAAUUGCGUUCUUUUUAUCAAAUUCGCAGCUACGGCGUGACGAUGAUCUUGCUGCAUCCUGUCAAGUUAUCCAAUGGAUGAAUUACGCGCACAAUGAAAUUGCACCAGUAGUUGUUGGAUGGGUGCUUCCGUCACUUUUCAAACCUUACCAACCGAAAAAAAUGAAAGCAAAAAUGGAAUCUUGUCGAGAGGCUGUUAUUGAGAUUGUGAAAAAUAUGGACAGUAUACUACAUUCAAAGACAUACUUGAUAGGAGAAAGGAUCUCUCUUGCCGAUUUAGUUGUUUUUGCUGCAUUCCUGCCCAUGUACGAGUACGUCUUCGAUCGAUGGUACAAGAAGGAAUAUGUGAAUAUGAAUAGAUGGUUUUCUACAAUUCUGAAUCAGCCACAAGUACAACGUAUAAUAGAGACUUUGAAGAUUUAAAAGCUCAGUACAGCACUUAAUGCCAUUGCGAUAAAAAUUCUCAUUUUGUAAAUUUUUUACCGAAUUUAUUAUAGAAAAAUUACAUCGAAAGUUUAGUAUCUUUUUCUGUUGUGUUUACUUUAAGAUUAUCAUAUAAUAUUCUAAUCUCUUUUAAUAAAGUUGAAAUAUUGGUUCCUA